Messenger RNA from Centruroides sculpturatus (bark scorpion), 1778 nucleotides. RefSeq lists its product as uncharacterized. The transcript has 2 exons. The record is from RefSeq and is a predicted model, not a curated record. Lineage: Eukaryota; Metazoa; Arthropoda; Arachnida; Scorpiones; Buthidae. The coding region runs from base 104 to 1717 and encodes 537 amino acids.
GCCCUUUGGAUAAGGGCACGGAAGGCAGCCAUUUUGUAAAGGUUGGCUUAGAAAAAAUGAUUUGGUUACAACAAGAGCGGACAAAAGCAAAGCUUUGGUAAUUAUGAAAAGACAGACAUAUAAUAACGCAAUGGAGGAAUACAUUAAAAAAACCGAAUGCGAGAGUGUUGAAGCAAAUGUUAUUGAAAGCAUCGACAGAAGGGUUAGGAAGCUUGAAAAGGCUAAGCUGAGUAAUGCAUUACCUUUUCUCAAAAAUUGUCGAAAUCCCAGUCCAGGUAUGCCAAGAUUGUUUGCUUUUGCUAAGACCCAUAAAGAGGGUAAAGAAAUGAGACCUGUAGUGGAAAGGUGCAGAGGACCAACGUUUAUUCUUGAAAAGAGAUUACAUAAGUUUCUCACCUCGCACCUCGAGAAUAAUAUACAUGUGGCGCAUGAUCCAAGAGAAGUGGUUAAUGAGAUACAAGAUCUAGUUUUAAUGGAGGAUGAAAUUGGAACAGUGAUGGACUAUGAAAGUUUAUACCCAUCUAUAAAAAUUGAAUCAUGCAGAGUAGCACUUUUAGACUUCAUGCUGAGCAAGAGCCCAAAUUUGGCGGGUUACAAUAAUGAUUUGAUCGAACUAGCUAACCUUAUUUGUUAUCAAUCUUUUUUCGCAUUUAAUGGCCGUCGAUACAGACAAAGAAGAGGAGUCCCUAUGGGAAGUCCCAUGUCAGGACUUUUAUGUGAGCUUGUAUUGAGAAGGUUGGAAAAAAGUGCUCUUUCUGUUUUCUUAAAUGCCAUUGUGUAUUUUAAAAGAUACGUGGACGAUGUCUUGGUAAUUUGGAAGAAUGACCAAAAGAUUGAUGAGUUUAUCAACAUGAUAAACAGCAACGAUGAUGGUCUCAUGUUGAAGAUUGAACAAAAAUGUGCUUCACGGAUACAUUUUUUAGAUAUUGACAUUGAAUUUAAAGAAGGGCGUUUGACAACUAAUGUAUACGUAAAACCGACGCAUAGCCCUCUGUACAUUCCGUCCCAUUCUAAUGAUCCCUACCAGUACAAAAUGGCUGCCUUCCGUGCCCUUAUCCAAAGGGCUUUUCUCUAUUGCAGUAAUGUCUUGGAUAGGCAAACAGAAAUUAAUAGAAUAUUGCAUAUUGCCAGAUCUCUAGGGUACAAAGAAGGUAUGAUAACAACAUUGGUCAGAAAAUACAAAACAAAUAAAACUAAAACGCAAAACGACGGUUUCGGCAAAAUCACGAAGUUCACGUAUGAUAGAAAGAGAAAAGCCAUCAUGAAAGAAAUCUCAGCCCGCAAAGAGUCCAGGUUAAUUUUCAAGAGAGCUCCUAAUCUGUACAGAUUAUUAAGGAAUGACAAAGACAGCAUAGAUAAAGAAAAAAGAGCAGGUGUAUACAAGAUUCCAUAUGAAAAUCGUGAACUAGACAUUAAUAAAAAUUAUAUUGGUGUCACUAACAGAAAUUUAGGAGUCAGAUUAAAAGAACACAAGUACAAUAUCAGUAAGGGAUCUAACGCCACAAUACUAUCGCAAAUGGCGCAAGUUGAGGGCUCAAUCGUCAAAUGGGACGAAGCAAGUAUUAUUAAACCAGUACAUUCACCAACUUUGGCGAUUUGCGCAGAAAAGAUUGAAAUAUACAGGAGCAGAUUACAUGAUACAUGCAUUAAUUCUAGGGAUGCUGAAGGGUUGCCUUCCGCCUGGAAAUACUUAAUCAAGCGAAUGGACAGAUCUUAAUGCCUUGUUUUUAGUGUUUUUUUGCAUAUCUUGCGGUUUAUAGAAUUUAGCAUAAUGUAUU